AUGUUUGUUAAAUUGAUGUUGGUGUAGUUGUUAAUGUGAGAAACAUGUUGCUGAUCUGAGACUAUUCCAGCCUGGGAUUUGUAAAAUAAGCUCUGUUCCUGUUAUCUGCUGGAAGUUCCUACUGUCAACAUGCAUAGGUUUGUUACCUUUAACUCGAUCUCAGUUAACUAUAAUCUGUAUUAAUAACACAUUUGCAGAAACACAUACAACAGUAAGAAAUAUUAUUAUACUUACCCUAAUACCUGCGAGAAUGUAUAUUUAUACAUGCAAUAUAAUACACUUUUUUAAUUAAGCAAGUUUGCAGUAAAAUAACGGUUCUGAUACAAUAGUUAAAUUAAUAUAGAUAUUAAAGAUCAUACAAAUCUAAAUGAUAAUCCUUACUUUUUAGUGCUCUUUAAAUAACCCUACAGGAUAUUUUAAUAACGCUAACAAUCACCUAGUUGUGAGAUCGACUUCGGUCCAAGAAUACCGUUUCACGUGGAGUGAAAACGCAGGGGGAAAAAAAUUAAUGUUUUCUUCACUGAGGAUUCUCCGGGAAUGUGUGCACUCAACGACGAUUGGCUGCCGGCUCUCACUAGGCCCCGCCCCAAACCUGAAUUCGAAGACAAUCACUCGGCUGUCAUUGGUGGCCAGGAGCAUGUGACCAAAGGUGGGCGGGGCUAACGAGAAGGAGCAAGCAAAAAAAAAAAAAAAAAAAAAAGGGGUGCACUAGAUGCAAAAGAGAAAAGCGUCUGUGUGCGUGUUUGCGUGUGUGUAUAUAAAUGUGAGCGCGCGCGCGUGCGUGAGCGUAUUGGAGUGCGCGCUAGAUCAUGCAGGCUACAUUAUGGUUUGUGUAAAGCAUUGUGUUUCAUUUAUGACGAGGACCAAAUAUUUUCCACAGAAGGAUUUACACUCUCCGAAGUUUGGAGCAAGGGAGCCAAAGGAAACAUGGCCGAAGGAGGAGUGGGGAAUGGUGGAGGGAGUCUUCGCCCCGAGUCGCAGGAAGGUACUGGAUCCUCGCCCAUGCACGGCACAGGCCACUGUAAGUGGUUUAAUGUACGAAUGGGCUUCGGAUUCAUAUCGAUGACAAAUCGCGGAGGAACUCCUCUUGAUCCUCCAUUGGACGUAUUUGUUCACCAAAGUAAGCUGCACAUGGAGGGGUUUCGGAGUCUGAAGGAAGGUGAGGAUGUUGAGUUCACGUUCAAGAAGUCCUCCAAAGGCCUGGAGUGUGUGAGGGUGACCGGGCCCGGAGGAGUGCAUUGCAUCGGCAGUGAGAAAAGACCCAAAGGGAAAAACGUGCAGCAAAAACGAAAGCCAAAGGGAGACCGCAGCUGUUAUAACUGUGGUGGUCUGGACCAUCAUGCCAAAGAGUGUGGCCUUCCUCCUCAACCUAAGAAGUGCCACUGCUGCCAGAGUGCCUCCCACAUGGUGGCACACUGUCCUCAUAAAUCGCCCUCGGCCACUCAGGGAAGAUGCAGCCUAGAGCCAUCCAGCUCGAGCUCUGUCCAAAGCCUGAGCACUCAAAGAGCCUCCUACACAACUCAGGACAGUUCAGCCCUUAGCAAAGCCUCCAGCUCUCCCAAGGAGCCAACACCAAAAGCUGCCUCGUCACAAAGAAAAAAGAGGAAAAAAUGAUCCCUUCAUCAGCGCAAUAGUCUUUCAGGCUGCCUGGUUUUAUCCAGUUCCUCACCAUGAGAAUUUUCCACUGGACUCACCCUACCUCAGACCAAUGAGCUAAGGCCAGGUUGACAUCUCUGGAUCUGCUGAAGAGAGGGAAUUUGUGCUGCUUUCUUUAUUCAUCUGUACUGUGAGCGAUUCAGAGAGGGCAAAUGGUUUUCCAGUGCUUUUAAGAGACUGAUACCUCAUGCACAAUACACAUCUAGCCAGAAUGCAUUUAACUCAUUUUAUUGCUUAGUUGUUUGUUCUUAACUAUGUAAUCUAACUUGAAUGCAGUAUAACACAUUUUUAACAGCUGCAGGGAUUUUUGACAUCUGUAGGCACACUGUACAAUUCUGAGCCAAAGAAAACAAGAGAUUGGCAGUCUCUUUUAUGUAUUGUUUUUAAAAUGGUUUAAACAAGCUUCCUGUAUCAGUCUGCUUACUCCCCCUUUCCAUUGCUCUAAAGCCACAACACUCUUUUGCCAGCUGAUUAAUGAAUAUGAAUGUGAUAGCAAUCUGAUAUGUCUACAGAGAUUUUUUAUUUUUUUGCCUUAUUGUUUACAUGUUUAAAAUCAGGUUUUAAAUUGUAACCAUUAUGUUAUUAAUCUGUUUUUGUCUAAGUUUAGAUAAGAAGCUCAAAUAGAUGCAUUGCCUCUU
Molecule: messenger RNA, 2294 nt
Organism: Silurus meridionalis
Lineage: Eukaryota; Metazoa; Chordata; Actinopteri; Siluriformes; Siluridae
Product: protein lin-28 homolog B-like
Exons: 4
Coding region: 928-1614 (228 amino acids)
Molecular function (GO): zinc ion binding; nucleic acid binding
Source: RefSeq, a predicted model, not a curated record